Messenger RNA from Fomitopsis serialis, 411 nucleotides. RefSeq lists its product as uncharacterized. The transcript has 2 exons. Bases 1 to 411 code for a protein of 136 amino acids. Lineage: Eukaryota; Fungi; Basidiomycota; Agaricomycetes; Polyporales; Fomitopsidaceae. The record is from RefSeq and is a predicted model, not a curated record. Gene Ontology annotation, molecular function: oxidoreductase activity.
AUGCUCUCGCGUAUGGACAGCCCGUUGCCUGUGGAAUGGGUGCAGGGAGUUGUGUACGAAGCCAUUCAACUCGAAAAGCGUGCGCUGGAAGAGGACCUGGGACGCGAUCACCUAGGCAUAUCCGUUGAACGCGUUCACGGAUACGUCGACUACCUAGGCAACACUGUACUCCGCGCACUGGGCGUAGGCUCCGCGAGCGUUGAGCGGCUGAACAACCCGUUCUAUCCAUACGGUGGUGUCGCGUCGCAUGCCGAGAGCCGGCUCUUCGCGUCGAAGGAUAGCCCGCACUCGUUUUCAUUCAUGCUGUUGCAGUGGUCGAUCGGGGUGUGGGAAGGGUUGGGAUUGAAUGUCCAUAGAGCUGGGUACGCUCGAGACGGUGAAGACGACCCAGGUUCGCGAAAGCUCCAUUGA